Molecule: messenger RNA, 5832 nt
Organism: Tuber aestivum (summer truffle)
Lineage: Eukaryota; Fungi; Ascomycota; Pezizomycetes; Pezizales; Tuberaceae
Source: the annotation of a GenBank genome assembly
GGACAACACAAAUCCUAGCAUACGGCUCAUCACCAUUCACGAAUUAGUGAUGUCUCACUCAAAUCCGCAAAAGCCCCCCAGGCCUAACCAAAAGUCGCCGCUCGCCACAAAGAGCUCUCGGACGCCAGGAUCUGUUCAGAAACAACAAUCUCUCCUAUCUUUUUUCACGAAGGCCGCCGAUUCCCCUACCAAUAUUAAGAGGGACGGUAAUCCGCCAGAUUUGUCUAGUGACCCACUCGGACCGUCCUCACCUUCUAACCAAGAGGGUGACCCGACGAACAUACAAAGUAGACGACGAGGUUUGCUAUUUCAAUUCUCAAUGUGCUCCCACAACUAACUGGGCUCGGGUUCUGUCAGACAUUCUCCUAGUCCCGCCCUCGAGCCCGUCAAUCAGAGUAAGGAAUAUCUUUCCUCAGAUGAAUAUUGUGACACUAAUCCCCUCAUAGGCAAUCUCGAACCGCGUCAGCUAUACUGAAUUGAGUGAUGAGGACGACGCUGAUGUGCCGGUCCUUAAGAGAGGUGAGUGGGAGCUAUAGCUUUGCGAGGCACCCUGCGCUCACUAUCGCUUAGGUGUCAAACGUGCAAUCCCAGAUGGUGACGGUGACGAUGAUCUCGAAUACCUUCCGCAAGAUAACCUUAUCCAGGGCGAAGAGGAGGGAGAGGAUGAUGGUGAGCCCAGUCUAGUCCUACAGAGGCAGGCGUCAAUGGCGUUGCUCAAUGCUGAUACGAAAAGCCGGCGUCGAGAGUGACGACUUCGUCGUCUAUGACCGCGCUCUUGCGAAGACACCUUGUAGAUCUAGGGAUUCGAAGAAGCUCAAGAAAUCGAGCAAUGAUUCCCAUAGGACACCAUCCUCCGCUGUAAGAACCCCAGUAAAUACAUCACGCUUUGCAUUCAAUCCCAAGAGCGGUAAUUCUACUCAAGUAUCAUCGGGGGUGACCCCGCGGCCAAAACCGGCGCCGACACCUACGAGAAAGCAAGACAGAGACGAGGUCCGGUACUUUUGGCUCGUUGAUAUUAAGGAUGCCGAUGGAAAUCCACGUAUGUUGUCCAUGGGAGGCUUUCCUUUUUGCCGCUUGACUAAUUAGUUUGUAGCCGAUCACCCCGACUAUGACCCCCGAACCUUGUUCGUGCCGUCGAGCGCGUGGAUAAAGUUCUCUCCAUUUGAGAAGCAGUAUUGGGAGAUAAAAUGCAAGCUUUAUGAUACUGUUGUGUUUUUCAAGAAGGUAAGGCUUCGUGACCUGGUCGGACUUCGGAAAUUGAGAUUUUUAGGGAAAAUUCUACGAACUUUACGAGGACGAUGCCAGUACGUUCUGCGUAUGCCCCUUCGGUUUCGGCUUGGAGAACUAAUAGGGUAAUAGCAAUUGGUCACAGGGAGUUCGAUCUGAAAUUAACUGAUCGAGUGAAUAUGAGGUAAUGUUGGUGUAUUAUGUGCAGUAGGUUGAACUAGCGAUAGCUAACAGGAGCUUAGAAUGGUCGGUGUCCCGGAAUCUUCACUGGAUAUGUGGGCGGCUCAGUUCAUCGCGAAGGGGUAUGUGUUGAGCAUAAUGCAACGCCUAAGUUGGUGUUUUGGCUGAUGAUCAAUUAGAUACAAAAUUGCUCGGGUUGACCAGAAAGAGACUGCUUUGGGUAAAGAAAUGCGAGAAAAGAGUGGUAAAUCAGGAAAAGAAGAGAAAAUAAUUCGCCGCGAGCUUGCUUGUGUUUUGACGGGUGGAACACUUGUUGACGAGAGUAUGCUGCAAGACGAGAUGGCGACAUAUUGUGUGGCAAUAAAGGUUCAAUCCUGGAUUAUCCGCGUUCUGAGUUAGUACGGCCACUGACUCUGACCAAUUCUCUAUUAGGAAUCAUUUGAUGGGGGGGAACCGUCUUUUGGCAUAGCUUUUGUCGACACCGCCACCGGAGAAUUCUCUCUCUCGGAGUUCCAAGAUGACUUGGAGCUCACUAAAUUCGAAACAUUUCUCGCUCAAAUUCGUCCAAGAGAGCUGAUACUCGAGAAGGUGGCCAGCAUUUUUUGAGAGUUUCACGAAUCAGUGAUUGGGCACGGCUGAUAAUAUGUAGGGUUUCCUUUCUUCGCAAUCGACACGCCUCCUGAAGAAUAACACUUCUGUGACCACUAUCUGGAACAAACUAAAACCCGGGGUUGAGUUCUGGGAAGGGUCAACAACCAUUCGGGAGGUGAUGAGUAAGGGUUAUUUCGACGAGAGUUCAUCGUGGGACAGAAAAGGCUGGCCGCAGGCUCUAGAACAAGCAAGGGAAAAAGAAUUAGCAAUGUCAGCCUUUGGUGCUUUACUCUGCUACCUACAAACGGUAAUCAUCCCUCUUGCUGAACAUGCAAUUUCAUGGGUACUCUGACAUGUACAGCUUAAAAUUGAUCGUGAAUUGGUGAGUUUGGGAAACUUCCGGGUUUAUGACCCGAUAAAUAAAGCGUCAUCCUUGAUUCUCGAUGGGCAGACCCUAUUAAACCUUGAGGUUAGAAUCUUGAUAACCGGUUGGUGGCCUCCAACUAAUUGUGGUAGAUCUUUGCGAAUUCUUCGGAUGGCGGCUCGGCGGGGACACUGUUUUCUCUACUGAAUCGCUGUAUUACACCUUUCGGUAGGUUCAAAAACACCCUUCUGUUGGCAAGAGUUAACAUAUUUGAUAGGCAAGCGAAAGUUCAAACAAUGGGUGUGCCACCCGUUGGCUGAUUCUGCUAAAAUUAACUCGAGAUUAGAUGCUGUCGAAUCUCUCAACUCUAAUAAUGGUUUUCAGGAGGCCUUUGCGACCCACUUGAAUAAAAUGCCGGAUUUGGAACGUCUCAUCUCGCGUAUCCAUGCUGGGAGCUCACGAGUGGCUGAUUUUCUCCGCGUGAUUGAAGGGUUUGAACAAAUACGUGACGCAAUGGACGAGAUCACUCUUUACAAUAAGGGUGGUUUGAUUGGUCAACUCCUUGCGUCGAUGCCUGAUCUAAAAGAAUGCUUGAGGCUAUGGGAAUCUGCGUUUGACCGUGAGAAGGCGAGAACACAAGGUAGGAACCCGGAUCUGAAUUUGCUCGCCUGGCCAGUUAAAGUACUAAGUCUGUGCUCCUCAGGUUUGCUCGUGCCUGAGCGUGGUGUGGAGCUCGAUUUCGAUGCCUCCCAGGAUGUUAUUGAAGAUAUCAUCAAUGUUCAACUGGAGACGCUCCUUGGUGAAUACAAAUCGAACUUGAAGUAUGAUGCUUACCUUUGGCCCCUGGUUGUUAUACACUGACUUUCCUAGGUCUAGAGAGGUUAAAUAUACGGAUAGUGGAAAAGAAAUUUACUUGAUUGAAGUGCCAGUGAAGUUUGCGAAGAAUAUUCCAAGAAGCUGGACUCAGAUGUCUGGCACACAGGUAGUCAAUAUUUGCCUUUGGUUUAUGAUUGAACGCGCUGCUAAAUUUUUUGUUAGAAAGUCAAACGUUUCUACUCGCCGGAGGUCAAAAGGCUUGUUCGCUCGCUACAGGAAGCACAGGAAACCCAUAGCCAAAUUGUCAAGGAAGUUGCCGGGCGUUUCUACAAAAGAUUCGAUAGGGACUACCAGACCUGGCUGGGCGCGGUAAAGAUUGUUUCGAGUUUGGAUUGUCUAAUAAGCCUUGCUAGGUCGUCCAUCUCGCUUGGUGAGACUAGUUGCCGGCCGACAUUCGUGGAGGGCCAGAGAAGCAUGUUAGAUUUUACCGGGCUGCGACAUCCUUGCAUGGCGUCUAGGUGUGAUAGAACCCCAUCAAGCUUUCAAGGAGGUGAAAAUCUGACAGAAACUGCAGCGUGGAUGAUUUUAUACCAAAUGAUAUUCGACUUGGUGGAGAUUCGCCCAAGUUAGGCCUGCUUACUGGGGCUAACGCAGCUGGAAAGUCGACGGUACUUCGGAUGGUAAGCCUGGACGGCCUAUGUGAUUCGAUGGGUGAAUGAUUACUAACUAAUCGUUGAGACAUGCGUGGGUGUUAUUAUGGCUCAAAUUGGGUGCUUCGUCCCAUCGAAAUCAGCACGACUGACACCGGUGGAUCGCAUAAUGAGCCGACUAGGAGCAAAUGACAAUAUUUUUGCUGCACAGAGUACAUUUUUAGUCGAACUGUCAGAGACAAAAAAAAUACUUGCCGAGGCUACCCCUCAUUCCUUGGUAAUAUUGGAUGAGCUAGGCCGUGGGACAUCUUCGUACGAUGGUGUGGCUGUAGCACAGGCCGUUUUGCAUCAUGUUGCGACCCACAUUGGUUGCCUUGGAUUUUUCGCAACCCACUAUCAUUCAUUGGCCAGCGAGUUUGUUGGGCAUCCUGAAAUUCAACCUAAGAGGAUGCAGAUUCAUGUCGAUGAAGAGAAUCGGGAUAUCACUUUCCUCUACAAGUUAGAGGCAGGGGUUGCGGAGGGUUCAUUUGGAAUGGUUUGCCUAACCCUGUUUAACCUUUGGGCCUUACUAACGGUUUAAAUCAUAGCAUUGCGCUGCCAUGUGUGGUAUCAAUAAACGGAUAAUUGAUAGAGCAGAGGAUGCAGCUCGUAGCUUUGAGCACACCUCACGACUUACGGAUAGUUUGGAGGCUGCGCGGGUAGGGACUUAUAUUCCACUAGGAAUGCAGAGUGAUUUGGCUUGGGUUCUGCGGGGCGGAAAUGACUUCGGUGACAGAGCUUUUGACUCGGUCAUAGAAUGUAUUAAGGCAUUGUAAUUAUAUUUGGAGAUCCUUGAAAACGUAUCUGCGGGGGUGAAUGAAUGGUGGAUAUCUCAAUUGUAAUACUAGUUUCUCUUUGCUAAAGAACUUCCCUUACUAAAUUUGGCUUUAAUACAAGAUUUGAGUUCUCAUAAAUAAAACGAAGAUCCGGGCCCUAACAUAGGCGCAAGAGCCUUCUUAAAGCUUCGGUGGUAUUUCCGCCACAACCGCGUAAAACGUCUGUCGCCUUUGCUUUUGAAACCUAGUACUUGUUCCAGCGAAUGAUAAGCAUGAAAACAUCAUACGAGCAACAACGCAGACUCAGUACCUCCAUCUCUUCCAUAAUAAGAGUAAUGUCCGCGGCGUUGACACGACUGGAUGGGGGGACACCUGAUUUUUGGGUAGCAGCCUGUUUGACACUGAGGUCUUGCAUGGCCUUUCCGAGAGCCUCAGCGGAUUCUUGGGUGACUUGAGCUAUGGGCGUGUCACCCUCCUUGUCCAUUUCUCCCAUAGCCUUCGCGCAUAGCUCAGCUCGGGAUGGCACCGCCCAUUGUUGUCCAGUUUCUGGCUCGGUCAUUUUGGAGGGGAAUGUAUUCCGGUAGAUGAUUUCGGCGCGGCACGGGGUGAGAUCAGCAGCGGUGGGAUAAUCCCGUGAAGCCAGAGCAAUAGAAUAAGUUAGGUGUGACGUUGGGAAUUUCUUGUUUUAGGUGGUCCUAACGUGCACACAAGGGUAGAGCCCAAGAUUCUAAUGCACGGCAAGUCUUGGCGAUCGCAUAUUUCAAUAAUGACCGCAACUGCAAACAUAGAGUAAACAAAUUGUGAUAACUCAGGUAAAGCAUUCACCAAAUGAAAAGAGAUUAAGGCCCUGUUUGCCAUGCCAUAAAUACAGUGGUAUUUCAUUUUUAUGGAAUUCUUUCAAUGUUUGUUUUUUGGUAAAAGUGAAUUGGCAGGAUGUUGGGCAUGAUACAAAUUAUCUUAAUGUAAGAUGUAAUGCACAGCCCUGUAUGAAACUAGAACUAUAUCCUAUACCAUUUGGCUCUGAAAUUUUGUAACUUUUAUUUAUUAUUAAUUCAUAUAAGUAACGACCUUUUAUUUCCCAUCUGCAUUAAUUGCAUGUAAGUCUCUCAGGAAAAUUUUAUGCCAAUUCUGUAUCAAUACAUCGCCAAAAAUACAAGCUUGUGUCCUAGGUGUCCUAUGUGGCUGAUGU